Messenger RNA from Cydia splendana, 1076 nucleotides. RefSeq lists its product as uncharacterized. The record is from RefSeq and is a predicted model, not a curated record. NCBI's taxonomy places the organism in Eukaryota, Metazoa, Arthropoda, Insecta, Lepidoptera, Tortricidae. The transcript has a single exon. The coding region runs from base 16 to 870 and encodes 284 amino acids.
AAUACCGCUUUCAUAAUGAAUGAAGGUUGCACUAAAAGGGUUAAAAACCCAUGCAUGGUUUGCAAGCGCCAAGUUACGGCCAAAACGGGCCUGCAGUGCCAAGGGUCUUGCAAAUCUUGGAUCCAUUUCACUUGCUGCAGCUACACCCCUGGAAAAAUUAAAGAUAUCAAGGCCAAAGUUAUUAAAGUUCGAUGUCCAUGCCCAGAAUGUUCUACACCAGGAGCGAAAGAAGUUGUCAUGAAGAACAACAGCUUCACAUGCGUUAACAAAACCUGUCCCAUAAACAUGCCGCCCUCAUCUAAGGAUGGCAAACAGAAUAAAAUUAACCAGCAACCCUCGCCAUGUACAUUCUCAUGUAAGGAGUGGCCGGGUGUUGCGUGUAGCGGCAAAACCUGCAGUGAAAAUACGCAAGAAGAAUGCUGCCCUCCUCUGGUCGCGCAUCCUAUUCCGUGCCCACCGCCGACACUGUCUCCGCCGCAGGUGCCGGCGCCGUGUAUUCCAGCGCCGAAGUACUCUCCGCCACCCGCAUUUUCGCCGGCGGCGAAGACAUGUCCACCGCCGAAGCCAUGUCCAACCAUGCAGCAGAAUAAGACACCUCCGAUCCGAUCCGAGCCAGUAACGCCGCCCCGUUCGAACCCUCCGUCUCCGUCACCAGGUCGACGUAUAUCACCUGCAUCUACCCCGGUGAUGCCUUCUAUAAGUCUCGUGGAAAACAUGUGCGAGACCGUCGGGCUGUUAAGUGACCAGCUUAAUCAGUUGAUGAGUAAGAUGACAGAUGUACUAAACCCGAGUACCAACUCGCAACAGGAUCCGACCCCGUGUCGUUGCCCAAAAAAUCCUGCAGGAGACAAUAAGAGAGGAUGUAGAUGAUAGAUUUCUUUGAGGCAGUCAGUAUUUAGUUCGAAUUUUUUUACGGGUGGUAUGCCACUUGUCCAAGUUCUUUGUCCAAUGUCAGUACGUCUCACUUUCUCAUUAAGCAAAAUAUGAGACGCAAUAGAUAUUGGACAGAUGGAAUACCACCCUACGGCAUGUAUGGCAUUUGGCACACUUGGCCAAAUGAAGAACCCUUAUUUUUG